AUGGCUCCCUCCGAUCUUACGGAGUCUGAUGCCCGCCGCAAGCGCCCAGGGCGCUUGCCUAGGGUGGAGGAGGCCAUUUCCAACCCCGGCGCCGUGAAGAUCAAUGUCACGGGCGCCUUCAUCGUCGACGACGACGACCGCUCUCGAAGUCCCGUUGAAGCUGACGGGGUCCACUACGAGAACAAAGACAUUCGGCUCCCUCACCAUACCGGAGUUGUGAGCCAUGUCGCCGUCGAUAUCGGCGGAUCGCUUGCGAAGCUCGUGUACUUCACGCGGGAGCUCGACGCGGAAGACAAUGGUGGUCGCUUGAACUUCAUCAACUUCGAAACUCACCGGAUUGACAUCUGCAUCAAUUUCAUUCGCCAGCUCAAGGAGGAGCACGAGCAGCUCAAUAGCAACCCGCGUGACGAGUUGUGCGUUGUGGCAACUGGAGGGGGCGCAUACAAGUUUUACGAUAAGCUUAAGGAGGCGCUGGACGUCAACAUUCUGCGAGAGGAGGAGAUGGAAUGUCUGAUCAUAGGCCUAGACUUUUUCAUCACCGAAAUCCCCAACGAAGUGUUCACCUAUAGCGACACCGACAGUGAACCGAUGCAAUUUGCUGAGGCACGGCCGGACGUUUACCCCUAUCUCUUGGUCAACAUAGGGUCCGGCGUGUCAAUGAUCAAGGUGUCCGGCCCGAGGCAAUUCCAGCGUGUCGGAGGUACACAUCUCGGUGGCGGAACUUUCUGGGGGUUGAUGUCCUUGCUGACAGGCGCUCGCACCUUUGACGACAUGCUGGCCAUGGCGGAUCGCGGAGACAACAGCGGCGUGGACAUGCUGGUGGGCGAUAUUUACGGAAUGGACUAUACAAAGAUUGGGCUCAAGAGCACAGCCAUUGCCAGCACAUUUGGCAAAGUUUUCCGCCUGAAGAACGCUGCCGAGCGAGGUGCCGAGGACGGCGAGGGUCUUUACCACGACGAUGACCCGAAGCAGACCAACGGCGGGGUCAAUUUCCGUCCCGAAGACAUGAGCCGGAGCCUUCUAUAUGCCAUUAGUAACAACAUCGGUCAGAUCGCCUACCUCCAGUCCGAGAAGCACGAAGUCAAGCACAUCUACUUCGGCGGUUCCUUCAUUCGUGGUCACCGCCAGACCAUGAACACCCUCUCUUAUGCCAUCCGCUUCUGGUCUAAAGGCGAGAAGCAAGCAUACUUCUUGCGUCAUGAGGGCUACUUGGGUGCCGUUGGCGCUUUCAUCCGACGACAGCCUCAAAAUUGGGGCCGCAGGAACAGCGUCGAUGACGUGGUGGCACCGCAGGCGGUUCGCAACCUCGUCCAAAAUAAUACCUUCGAUCAACCACAGAAUAACCAGCCCAGCUCAUCAUAG
Molecule: messenger RNA, 1362 nt
Organism: Penicillium maclennaniae
Lineage: Eukaryota; Fungi; Ascomycota; Eurotiomycetes; Eurotiales; Aspergillaceae
Product: pantothenate kinase
Exons: 4
Coding region: 1-1362 (453 amino acids)
Biological process (GO): coenzyme A biosynthetic process
Cellular component (GO): cytosol; nucleus
Molecular function (GO): pantothenate kinase activity; ATP binding
Source: RefSeq, a predicted model, not a curated record